GGCCAAUUGAAAUGGACACUGACAUCGAAACGAUAUCUGAAUAAUAUCAACAGCAACACUGAAUACUACUGACUGAAUACGGUGUAGCACGAGCAAAAUGCGCGAUACAAUUUAAAUGGUAGACAAUAUUGCGUAACAUUUGACAUUAAUAAUAUAAUUAAGGUUGUUAAUUUAAACGCGUUUGUCGAGAAGAAUUCAAAUGCCUAUUUAAGAGUUUGAGCGUAUGGAAAUGAAUCAGUUUAUCGGCGCUUGAGCAUCGAAGAACAUAUGUGAAAAAAAUAUUAUUUAUCAACAAUGACGGAAGACAAAUCCGAUUUUUGUGAAACAAGAAAUAAGGCAGUUGUAAGCAAGGACGAAGAUGUGUCGUGUUGGAAUUGUCUCAAAAGCGAAGGCAAUAAUAAGGAGCCACUUCCUCUGUCUAAGGUGAGAAAACAGCACAGGGAGAAACUACGUCUGUAUUCCUUUUUGGCAUCACAAGUAACUAAACCUAAGGCUGUGCCAUUAAAGCAACGUGUAAGUGAAAAUUAUUCAGUAGCUAAAAAGGUAGAUGAACAGAUUUUGCAACAAAAAUCUACUGAAAAUUACUAUGCUGAUAACAUCGAACGCCAUCUUUCUAAUAUAUCAGAGAAACUAAAAGCGUCGCCCGAAUUGGGACCGAAAACUUCGAAAGUUUCACAAAGUAAAUUAUUACACAUAGAAAACGAUUUAUACUCCUUAGCUGAUGAACUUGAAGAGUCUGCCAGCAAAUUAAGUAGAGUUUCAGAAAGAGCCAAAGACGUAGUGAUUAAGGAAACGUAUACAGAAAAUACUAAUCGAGAAUAUAAAAAAGUAUCACUUAAACCAGGAUUAUCUCCUAUUUUGACAAAGUCACCUGACCUCGUCGAAGUUCAAAGUAAAGUAUUGGUAGAAUCAUCAUCACCUAAGAUAAAACGGUCAAUUUUUAAGGAUACUGCAGAUGUUCAUAGAUAUAGCUCAGUUAUUGAAUUUAAGAAAAGGGAUGACAUUGUUGAAGAAUUAAAUGAUGAUAUAGAUAUUCCUGCAAUCAGCAGUGGAAGGACAUCAUCAGCCAGUGAUAAAAUUGAGAAUGCCAGCUCUUGUGGUUCCGACUCUGGAUUCGCAGAUUCAAACACCAAUAGGGAACUUUCAUCGCCUGAAUUGUCAGUGAAAAGCGAAAGAUUAUACAAAUCCUGUCUACGCAAAGACGUAAAGGCGCUCCCUAGUCUAACAGGCGAUAACACUAUUCCAGCUACAUCGACGACUUCCUAAGCAUACCAAAUACGGCGCCAAUUAGGGUGUCUGAUAAAUGUACUCGUUGGAGUACACUUUCGAUUCAUCAAAAGCCAAUUUCUU
Messenger RNA from Leguminivora glycinivorella, 1350 nucleotides. RefSeq lists its product as uncharacterized. The record is from RefSeq and is a predicted model, not a curated record. NCBI's taxonomy places the organism in Eukaryota, Metazoa, Arthropoda, Insecta, Lepidoptera, Tortricidae. The coding region runs from base 295 to 1266 and encodes 323 amino acids. The transcript is spliced from 2 exons.